AUGCGUUCCCCUACACUCUUUAGUCUUUUCCUCGGCCUUCAGGCUGGCAGCCUGGUGCAGGGAAAGUGUGUGCCACGACCUCACAGCAGCAGUUCGGCCACUUCCACUUUUUCUGCGACCUCGAGCAGUUCGGUCACGUCAGCUCUUUCGGCUACCUCGAGCGCUUCGGUCACGGCCACCCUCUCAUCUGCUUCAAGCAGCACCGACUCCAGCCUUUCAUCUGCCUCAAGCAGCACCGAUUCGAGCCUCCUGACAUCAUCCGAUGACUUCACUGCUUCGAUUACUGCUUCGGCUAGUCUUUCAUUCUCCUCUACGCUGACGGCCUCAUCUGUUUCCAGUACAUCUAGCUCCAUUGCAGAUGAACCUACUACUGGCUACAUCACCGUCCAAGACACUCCUGCAUCUGGUAUCACCCGCCGGGCGAAUGGGGUCAGGUACAUCGGCUUCAAUGGCCAAUAUGCUCAAGCUUACGAUGAUCCGUCCCAAGCUGAUCUCGUGACGUUCCAUUCAAAUGGCACCAUUGAAUAUAAGGCUAUGCUUGCCAGUGGAAUUCCAGGUGGGGAUGAAACACUCCUUGGUCUUUCCUCCACAGUGUCCUCCGCGCUGUCAUCUUGGACACGUGAUGCCACUGGCAAUGCAGUUCUGGUUGGAUCGACCGGGUUCUGUCUGAGCUCGGCAUCCAAUGUUAUUGUUCGGACAUCUGCUUCGUCAACAACAGCUUGUAGCCCGGUAUACCUUAUCGUCGUACCCACUAUUGCUACCUCACAUCCCGUGACCGGCGACUGUACAGCAGCCGGCACGAAUGUUGCGCUUCUGCCUGCGCAAAAUGUCGAUGUCGAUCGCUCCUCCAAUUCUGUUUUGACUCCGUCAUUGGACGUCACACUCAACUAUGCGGACUCGACAGGCACUCAAGUCGCCGUCAUGGACCUCACCAUGAAGACUGGCAUGCCCGCCGUUGUGCUUCCCAACAGCAACAAGAUCGCUUCUGUCGCCUGUGACGCAUUUUCAGUGUACCUUACUCUGAGCACCGGUGUCACCAUCUCGGAUAUUCUCGCCUUGAUCCCCGCAACUGGAACGGUUCUCAUCACCAACAGCGCGAACUGCAAUGAGGCUAAUGCCUACGGCUUCUGGCUCCUUGAUGGCCGCACUGACCAAAAUACUGCUGGCUCGCAGCUGGUCUUCAACGCCUCCCAGAAGAAGAUCACAGACGUCAGCACACAGGCGGCUAUCCAGUACGGCAAAGUAGACAACAGCCACGCGACCUUUACCACCACUUCAACUGGAGCCGCCACAGCACCAACUGGACAGGCUGGAGUUUGCAGUGCCAGCAGUGCCAGCACCACGGCGAGCGCCUCCGCCAGCGCUUCGGCCAGCGCCUCUGCCAGCGCCAGCAGUACCGACGCCUACCACCCUGUUGCAACUAGCCUGUCAGAUCUCUCGCCGGGAGCCUUGGAAGUGUACAACUGGCUCAUUGACAACGCUCGAUAUGACUCCGACGGCAAUCUGAUCUUGACGCCGGCUCCAAUUGCCGACACAGUCUCGAUCCCUGCGUAUGAUCCGGAUAACCUGGGUGACCAGGACGGCCUGCAGGCGAAACUGACGGAGAUGGGUCUUCCUACCCCUGGUGACAUGUUCAAGAAGGCAGACGAUGGCGCAACUGGCACCUGUUCAAACACUGGCAGUGUGUCCAAGAGAGGUUUGUCUGGCUCGGUCUUUGAGGAACGAUCAACCCCCGUUGGCUACUCCGGUGAAGUCCUCGUCAGCCGCCGCAAUAUUGAGAACCUUGGCCACUGGCUUCAGCGUCGUGACUGGGAUGAGUUCUGUGACGGAACUGCAUCCGAAAUCCUUGGAACUCUCAGUGAGACCUACGAGGGCGUACACGGUGCAAUCUGCACAGGUCACAGCUUGUACGAGAACCGUGAUGCUAUCAAGUGCUUCUUCACCGGAUGCGGCGGCAGCCACACUAUCAAGACGUCUACGUACACGUUCACUGGCGACUGGAAGGUUGAAAUUCCUACGAUCAGCCAGCCAUUGUUGACUCAGGGAUCGGCAAAGACGUUCAGCUGCGUUACAUGCUCCUUCAAGAUGGAUCAUGUGGUCUUCUCGGGCUCCAUUGUUCUUGAGAUGACAGACAAUGGCCCCAGCUCGGCCAAGUCAGCUGUUGUGACCUACGGAACAACCGGUGGCACCACAGCGAACGUCCGAAUCCAGUCGGAUACCGCCUGGAAGGGAUCAUGGAGUCACAUUUUCAACGGAGUUACGUUGGGAACGAUCACAUUGGAUAAUGCAUUUGCAAUCACGCCUCAGGUGUUCUACCAGAUUGGUUACUCGUUCGAGACCGACUCAGCCGUUGAUGUCCAGGGUGGAGCGGGCUACUACUGGAAUGACGCAUCCAUCACCAUGAACAUCCUGAACCACCAGACUGACUCCAAGCGAAACUGGACCCCCAAUGUCAACUGGAUCCUGCCGCAGUUCAACACUGGAGCUAAAGUCAGCAUCAACAGCUUCAGCCAGUGGGUCAUUGACCUGGGAGUUGUGGUGCAGAGCAAGAAAGUGUUCAACCCCAGAAUGUUCUCGUCCAACUCCGUGGGAAUCAAGUCUCAGUACAGCUUUGCGGCUGCCAAUGGAUGUGGCGCCAACUCGCUCUCUGUCAGCACUUACGUUAGCAACGACAACUGGAUCAACAUCAAUGACGGCGUUUCCAAGGUGGUCCUCCUGUCGAACGGCGAGAAUGGCCGCCAGAACCAAUGCUUCAACGUUCCAAGUGCUUGGCCAUCUCCGUCUGAGAUUGCUGCUGUUGCACCAGAUGCUGGAGAGUACUGUACAUCGCUGAUUGGGUACAACCCUCCGACAAGAGUCACUACCCUCACCGAAGUCAAGACCGUUCCCAGUACCACUGUCGUCACCACCAGCGUCACAAAUACUAUCACCACGACGUACACGAUCACAAGCUCCGAGAGUACCGAGUAUGACAAGACGCGCACUUCCCCAGCAAGCACCACCACUGUUUUCAGCCCAGCAACCGUGACCAUGGGUGGUAAUCAUGCCCCAAGAGUGAACCAGAAGCGAGACAUGAUACCCACUGCCGCACCUGGAGUAGCUCUUGACCGCCGAGCGGUCGCCGUACCGACCGCCCUGGCAGGAUGGCCAGCAGACAAGGUGAGAUACGCCUGUAGCCAGAUCGCCACAGGAGUAAACUACAUCUCCCGCACCAGCACUGUCACCUCAACCUCAGGCGUCACUACCGCCACGGCUACCAAGGUCUUCAACGCCAAUGGCCCUCUUGUCACUACGACCACCACUUACACGUACUACAAGUUCAACGGCUACAGGACCACCACGACACCUGGGGUUGCUACGGUCACCUCUUGCCCAGUAUCUCCGGCCGAAGCGAAGUGCUUCAAGCUCAAGGUCAAGGGCGCCGAUUGGCUCGAGAACAACUACCUUGGCGAUAAGCUCUACUACUUCGGUCAGGCCAUGUGCGCCGGCGAAGUCGGCUGCACUAGCCCCUGGGGCGUUUACUCCGAGACGUUCUACCUCGAUGCAAACGGUGUUCUCGUUGCUCCUGUGGGCGGCGGGCGCGAGCCAUACGGCCUGCUGCAGUACAAGAGCAACGCCCCGUACUGGUACUCGGACACACCCUUCAUGGGACUCAUGAAGGACUACGAGGCGCAAAACUCCAACAACAACCUGAUCUACCCCAAGUGCGUCAUGGAUGAGACCAACGUCUGCGACCGGACCCUGUCCUGCACGCUCGGGGACCUUACGGGCUUCUACGUCCGCGUCCCGUUCUGGCAGGCCUGGGAGACGUCGCAGUACUACCAGUCCAUGCUCAUGAUGAACGAGGAGUUUGGCGACAACACGCCGCCGCAGAACCCGGGCCGGUCCAACUGGUUAGACGAGACGGCCCUCAACCAGUUCUACUGGGGCAACCCGACGGGCGACUCGCAGUACAUCCCUAUUACGUUGGGUGUGGAAGAUGCGCCGUGCCCUUGCAACUUCAUGGGCAUUAACUACGGCAACCUUGCGUAA
This is a messenger RNA of Neoarthrinium moseri, 4032 nucleotides long. RefSeq lists its product as uncharacterized. The transcript has 2 exons. The coding region runs from base 1 to 4032 and encodes 1343 amino acids. Lineage: Eukaryota; Fungi; Ascomycota; Sordariomycetes; Amphisphaeriales; Apiosporaceae. The record is from RefSeq and is a predicted model, not a curated record.